AUUUUAGUAUAAUACAUGAUACAUGAACAUGAUGGCCAUUUGGUCCAAUUUACUUGCGACGAAGAUGUUAAUCUGUUUCAAGCGCGUAUAAAGUAAAAGAAAAAAAAAACAUUCGAAAUCAGUGAAAAUUGUUCGUCUGAUCAUCAUGAAGUUACAAUUAUUGUGUCUCGUUAUUUGCAGUGUUUGUUUAACACAAUCGAUCGCGAGUAGUGCCGAUUCCAAUGAAACCGAAAAAUAUCCAACAUUUGUUAUUGUGACUCUGUUCCGGAACAAGGCUCACGUUUUGCCGUAUUUCUUUACGUAUUUAGAACAGUUGGACUAUCCCAAGGAAAGAAUUACUUUGUGGUUCCGCACAGAUCACAACGAAGACAAUACUGUUCAAAUAAUAGAGACAUGGUUGCAAAAAGUUUCGAAUUUAUACCACAACGUCAACUUCAAAUUUCAAGACGUGCCGAAAAGUCGAAGCACUGAAAAAACAGCCACCCAUUGGCCGGCAGAACGACAUGAACAUGUAAUUCGACUAAAGGAGGAAGGUUUGAAUUAUGCGCGGCAAGCAUGGGCUGACUUCGUUUUCUUCUUGGAUGCUGAUGUGUUUUUAACCGAGCCGCAGACACUGAAAGUGUUGAUUGAAAAAAAGUUACCGAUCGUGUCGCCGAUGCUACUAUCCGACGGUCUAUACUCCAAUUUUUGGGCCGGUAUGUCGGACGAAUUCUACUAUCAUCGAACGGACGAGUACAAGGAAAUUUACAAUCACGUCAAACGAGGUGAUUUUCCCGUGCCAAUGGUACACAGCGCCGUACUAAUCGAUCUGCGUUACGUUGCAACGGACUAUCUAACUUUCAACAGAACCAUUCUACACGAGCAGCUGGUGCUGCUGAACAAACCGGCUCUAACUAGCGAAGUGCCUGUCGACGAUAUAAUUAUUUUUUCCGUUUCGGCACGUUACUCCGACACCCAACUGUACGUUUCGAACACUCAUGCGUUCGGUUACAUAAUGGUGCCGAUGGAAGACACUGAAGAUUUUCGUAAAGAUAUUGACCAAGUGGCGAACAUAAAAAUUUCGAUACUCAACGACAUUGACAACGGACUUGCUCUGCUACCAGAAAUGGAAAAAUUCGUUCAAUUAGCGCCGAAAGAUCGAAUGACAUUGAGCAAAAUUUUCAUGAUAAAUUUGGAGAGACGUCCGGAACGACGUGCUAAAAUGAAUCUAAGUUUCGAUUUCUUGGGCCUGGAUGUCGACUAUGUUUCGGCCGUCGAUGGACGGGAAUUGAACUAUGACGAGUUGAAAAAGAUUGGAAUUGAAUUUUUGGAAGGUUACGCAGAUCCGUACUUAAAUCGUCCGAUGACAUUAGGUGAGAUCGGGUGUUUUUUGAGUCAUUUCCGUAUAUGGGAGAGAAUUGUGGCUGAGAAACUGGAAGAAGUGCUGAUAUUAGAGGAUGAUAUUCGCUUUGAACCGUACUUUAAGGAACGAGCUGUUAAUAUACUUAAUGAAGCUAGAUCGUUUGGUGGCUGGGAUUUGAUAUAUCUCGGAAGAAAGCGGUUGGAGAGUCAGGACGAAAAAUGGAUACAAAAUUCUGAUUUUCUUGUCAAAGCUGGCUAUUCCUAUUGGACACUCGGCUACAUUAUAACAUUACGUGGAGCUCAGAAGCUACUAGAUGCUAAGCCACUAAAACGACUGCUUCCGGUCGAUGAGUUCCUCCCUAUUAUGUUUGACCGCCAUCAAAAUGCAACGUGGAAAAAAGCGUUCGAAGUUAGAAAUCUAGAAGCCUGGAGUACGGCUCCGCUGCUCCUGUUUCCGACUUAUUACACAGGUGAAGAGGGCUACAUUUCCGACACAGAAGACUCGGUUCUGAUAAACCCUAUCGAAGACUCGAAUGGUACGACCGUUGAGAAGAAGGGGGAUAAGGAAUUUUUCAAUGAGAACGUAGUCGACGACAAGGGUUCGUCGGUUGAAGAAGAUGAGAUCGUCAAUUUGGAUCCGAAUGACAUUCUGUUGAAUACCGUCAAGGAAUCGUUAGCGGAAGCGGUUAAAACAGAAUUGUGAGCGACUGACUGUCUAGUGGAAUGUACACAUGUGUAUACAUGUUGGCCGACUGUGUACGUGUACAUCCAGUGAAUUUACUUAAAAUUCAACAUUAUUUGUGCCUUAAUCGAAUCAAAUUUACUGUAAUCUCUUAGCUGUAAGCCAUUUGAAUUGUGUCAUAUUUUGUUGCGGCGUAUUUUUACGUUUGUCAUAAAUCCAUGCCAAAAAUAUUUUGAAAAACGGAGGCGAUCCGUUUUAUGUUCGAGUUGAACUUUUUUCUCUCUUUAGUUUUAGUCUUAAUUUUGUACUGAACAGCAAUUAAAUUUGUUCAAUUUCGAUUUGCGAAA
Messenger RNA from Bradysia coprophila, 2370 nucleotides. Its product is annotated as glycosyltransferase 25 family member. The record is from RefSeq and is a predicted model, not a curated record. Lineage: Eukaryota; Metazoa; Arthropoda; Insecta; Diptera; Sciaridae. Gene Ontology annotation, molecular function: procollagen galactosyltransferase activity.